GAUUGGGUUUCUUUCCCCUCAGGUCGAUCCCGAGAUUCAAUCACUCUCAGAGGGACCCACUUUGCCAACAAGAAGCAACGAUGAGUUCCGUCCCUUCGUUCGUCGCCUCCCAGAGUUCAAGUUCUGGUACUCAAUAACAAAGGCUUUUUGCAUUGCGUUUGUGAUGACAUUUUUUAGUGCAUUUGAUGUUCCAGUGUUCUGGCCAAUACUCCUAUUCUAUUGGGUGGUCCUAUUUACACUUACUAUGAGGAGACAGAUAUCACACAUGAUCAAAUACAAAUAUGUACCGUUCACAUUGGGCAAACAGCGCUAUAAUGGGAAGAGAGCAUCAGCAGAAAGCGCAAGCCUUUCAGAGGACUGAGACCUUCAGGUUUAUUGAUCUUUUAUAUACCAUUGCAGUAUAUUUUAACGGGUGGAGCAAUCUGAGUAGGUCAAUGUGGACCCAAAGAAGGUUGCUUUGUGGUCGAGUGUGCGAUGUUAAAUUCCCAGAGGAGCAACUGUUUGAUUGAUCAUAUUGAAAUGUUCUUAUGCUCUUUCGAUAGAUACGUGUUUCUGGGGAGAUGUCUGAAUUUCUGAGGGCUCUUUGUUCUUUUGCUUACGUUAUUUUAUAUUGCCUUGCAGGUGCAUUACCAAAAGAAAAAAAAAUGUUAUAUACAUAUGCAUCUUAUUGUUGAAUUCGUAGUCAAAUAACGAGAAUUUUAGGUAGCUUGUGUAGAAUGAAUCCCUUUGAUUAUUUACUA
Messenger RNA from Arachis duranensis, 740 nucleotides. Its product is annotated as protein RER1A. Gene Ontology annotation, biological process: retrograde vesicle-mediated transport, Golgi to endoplasmic reticulum; protein retention in ER lumen. Gene Ontology annotation, cellular component: Golgi membrane. The record is from RefSeq and is a predicted model, not a curated record. NCBI's taxonomy places the organism in Eukaryota, Viridiplantae, Streptophyta, Magnoliopsida, Fabales, Fabaceae.